AUGGCCACGGAGAAAUGCCAGAAUUUUGUAAUUUUUUACGCCUCCCAAACAGGAAAUGCAGAAUGGAUUGCCAAAAACAUUCAUCAAGAAUCAAUAGAGCGUGGAUUUACAAGAUUAGGUGAUACUAAUUAUACUAAUUUUAAUAAUACGGCAAAACGACUUGAAAAAAAAUUGUUGGAUUUAAGUGGAACGCCGUUUUAUGACAAGGGUCUAGCUGACGAUGCGCUUGGUUUGGAAUCAGUUGUAGAUCCUUGGAUUGCGAAUUUAUGGCCUGCUUUGGCCAAUGUUUGCGUUCAAAAACAAAAAGAUGGUGGGAUAGAUGUUACUGAUUCUAUUGUGUCCCUUUCAAUUAAAGACAAAAAAGAUAAUUCACAAAGCACGAAAACUCAAAUAGACUCUCAAGUUACUAAUGAUCAAUCUAAUGAAAAUGAUUUGCGUUUAACAACUAAUGGCAGCAAAUCAGAGUCAACCCAACCAGGAAAUAAAAUCAUACUAGAUUUAACUGAUCUUGUUAGUUCAGAUCAGCUCACAGCCAUACCUCGUAUACCAACUAUGUUUUGUAAAAUUUCAAAAUUAAACAGAGAAAAAGUUACCACUUCAUUACCUUCCUUUUUAACGACUUCUUCACGUAUCCUUAAUGCAAGGAUUAAUGCUGUAUGUUGUCUUACACAUCCGAAUGCCGUCAAAAAGACAUUGCAUCUGGAAUUAGACAUUAAAGGUCAUGAAUUUUCAUUUAUUCCGGGAGAUGCUUUUGAAAUAUUUGCUCCUAAUGAUGAAGUGUUGCUAUUACGGUAUGGUGUUGAUUUGACAUCUUUACCUCGUAAAGCUUUAUUAAGAAUGAUGGCCGAUUACACUUCAGAUGAUCAAGAAAAACGAUCCCUACUUUUUCUAUGUAGCAAACAAGGUGCUCAACAAUUUAAUCGUUUAUAUGAACAAAGGCCAACAAUCCUUGAUUUUUUAGUUACUUUUCCAUCUUGCAAGCCACCAAUAGAACGUCUUCUAGAUACAUUACCACAACAUCAACCUCGUUAUUACUCUAUUGUCAAUUCUCCCCUUAUGAACCCCAAUGAAUUCCAUUUUGCAUUUAACAUCGUUGAAUAUUAUACUCCAAAUCCUUACAACGUACAAAAAUAUGGUGUUUGCACUACAUGGUUGGAUAAGUUAUGUGGUUAUAUAAAUGAAAUGAAUGUUCGAACUAUUUUAAAUUCAAAUAUAACCAUUCCAAUUGCUUUAAAAGCAAAUCAAUCUGGAUUUAAUGUUCCUUCAGAUAUUUCAAAACCUUUGAUAAUGAUCGGUCCUGGUACGGGUGUAGCCCCAUUUAUUGGUUUUCUUCAACAUAGAGAACAACAAAUUUUAUCUGAAAAGAAAAUAAACAAUGUUAAGUAUUUAGGUGAUAUGUGGUUAUUUUAUGGAUGUAGAGAUAAAGAAAAAGAUUUUUUGUAUCGUAAUGAAUUAGAAGGUUUUGUAGAACGAGGAAUUUUAAAAGAAUUAUUUGUUGCUGUUAGUCGUGCACCUGGCGCUGGUGUAGAUGGAAAACCAAAAUAUGUUCAAGAUCUUAUGAGGAUUCAAAGUCGUGAUAUAUUUGAAUUAAUAACAAAAAAAGAUGCUAUUAUUUUUGUGUGUGGUGAUGCUAAAGGUAUGUCGAAAGGCGUGAACGAUGCUUUGGCUGAUAUUCUCGUUGAACACGGUCAAAUGCAACAAUCAGAAGCAUUAGAUUUAUUAAAGAAAUGGUUACGAGAAAAACGUUAUUUACGUGACUUGUGGGGCUGA
This is a messenger RNA of Dentiscutata erythropus, 1770 nucleotides long. The record is from the annotation of a GenBank genome assembly. Lineage: Eukaryota; Fungi; Glomeromycota; Glomeromycetes; Diversisporales; Gigasporaceae.